Molecule: messenger RNA, 2190 nt
Organism: Fraxinus pennsylvanica
Lineage: Eukaryota; Viridiplantae; Streptophyta; Magnoliopsida; Lamiales; Oleaceae
Source: the annotation of a GenBank genome assembly
AUGCCGGCCUUGGCUUGCUUCGCAGACGCUUCUGUAGCGCCUCCUCCUGGCUACGCCUUUUCUGGGGAAAGCGCACCUCCGACGUCGGAGGUGUUCUCUUCCUCCGGCGAGCCUCCGUCCGCAAACACCGCCGUGGCCUUUACUGCCAUGCCUGCUACCUGGGCACUCGCUCAGUCCGCCGCACUCUACCGGGUUGACGGGUGGGGUGCCCCUUACUUCACCGUCAACUCCUCUGGCAACAUUUCGAUCCGCCCUCACGGUGUUGGGACGCUGGCCCACCAGGAGAUCGAUCUCCUCAAGGUGGUGAGAAAGGUCUCAGAGCCGAAAUCUUCUGGCGGGCUCGGGCUUCAGCUCCCUCUCAUUGUGCGCUUCCCAGAUGUGCUAAAAAAUCGACUUGAAUCUCUACAGUCAGCUUUCAAUUUUGCAAUCCAAUCGCAUGGCUAUGAGGCCCAUUACCAGGGCGUUUAUCCCGUGAAGUGCAAUCAAGACAGGUACGUGGUUGAAGACAUUGUGGAAUUUGGGUCGGGCUUCCGCUUCGGGCUUGAAGCAGGCUCCAAGCCGGAACUUCUCUUAGCCAUGAGCUGCCUCUGUAAGGGAAGCCCAGAGGCGUUUCUGGUAUGCAACGGAUUUAAGGAUGCAGAAUACGUUUCUCUCGCAUUGGUUGCUAGAAAGUUGCAUUUAAACACUGUAAUUGUGCUUGAACAAGAGGAAGAGCUGGAUUUUGUGAUUGAUAUCAGCCAGAAACUCGGUGUUCGUCCCGUGAUUGGUGUUCGAGCGAAGCUGAGGACCAAACAUUCUGGACAUUUUGGGUCCACUUCCGGGGAAAAAGGGAAAUUUGGUUUGACAACCAUUCAGAUUCUUCGCGUUGUUAAGAAGCUCAAACAAUAUGAAAUGCUGGAUUGCUUACAAUUGCUGCAUUUCCAUAUUGGAUCUCAAAUUCCAUCUACUGCUUUACUCGCCGAUGGUGUCGGUGAAGCUGCUCAAAUCUACUGUGAAUUACUCCGUCUUGGUGCUUGUGUUAAAGUCAUUGAUAUUGGCGGAGGCCUUGGAAUCGAUUACGAUGGCUCAAAAUCUCAGGAUUCCGAUAUUUCUGUUGGUUACAGUCUUGAAGAGUAUGCUUCAGCUGUUGUUCAGGCUGUUCAGUUAGUAUGUGACCGUAAGGGCGUGAAACAUCCAGUACUUUGCAGUGAAAGCGGCCGUGCCGUUGUUUCUCAUCAUUCAAUUCUAUUGUUCGAAGCUGUUUCUGCAAGUUCCUAUCAGUCUUCUCCAAUGUCUUUUAACGGACUUCAGGACCUAGUCGAGAGGCUCCCUAAUGAUGUUCUUGCUGAUUAUCGGAAUUUAUCUGCUGCUGCAGUUCACGGUGAGAAAGAUAAUUGUUUGCUUUAUGCAGAGCAGCUGAAACAGAGGUGUGUAGAGCAAUUCAAAGAAGGGUCUUUGGGGAUUGAACAGCUGGCUGAAGUUGAUGGCCUUUGUGAAUUGGUUUCCAAGGCGAUUGGGGUAUCUGAUCCUGUCCGCACUUACCAUGUGAAUCUAUCGGUUUUUACCUCUAUUCCUGAUUUCUGGGGCAUUGGCCAGUUGUUUCCUAUUAUUCCAAUACACAGGCUAGAUGAGUGUCCUGCAGUGAGAGGGAUUUUGUCGGAUUUGACAUGUGAUAGUGAUGGGAAGAUUGACAAAUUCAUAGGAGGUGAGUCUAGCUUGCCUCUGCAUGAAUUGGAAGGCAAUGGUUGUAUUAAUGGCGAUGGUGGGAGCUACUAUUUGGGGAUGUUCUUGGGUGGGGCUUAUGAGGAGGCACUUGGGGGGGUUCACAACCUGUUUGGGGGCCCAAGUGUGGUGCGCGUGUCUCAGCGCAAUGGUCCACACAACUUUGCUGUGACUCACGCUGCCCCUGGUCCAUCCUGUAGUGAUUUGCUACGGAUGAUGCAUUUUGAGCCCCACCUCAUGUUCGAGACUCUCAAGCACCGUGCAGAGGAGCUUGCCAACAAUGGUAAUGACGAUUCCAAUGGCUGCAUGGCUCUGGCCAGUGGCCUUGCCCGGUAUUUCGAUAACAUGCCAUAUCUGGUGGCUGCAUCCUCUUGCAGCCUGACUGCUGCUGGGGGCAAUGGUUACUACUAUUGCAAUAAUGAGAAGUUUGUUCCCAAUGUUGAUUCGGUUGCUGUGGAGGAUGAUCAAUGGUCUUAUUGCGUUGCUUGA